GCCGCUGGCUCAGUGAUUCAGUGACGUUUGUUGUGAGCUACUGGUUAGAUUUUAGCUGACGUAAAUUUUAAAAUAAUCCUCGCCAUGUCUAGAUUUGCCUAUUUCUUAGUGUGUAGCCUCAUCCCUUCCGUUUUAGGUGCAGGAGGUGGUGGUGGCCACGCUGUUGCAGAAAGCCAGGCUGAUGAUGUCUCUGAUGCUGCCAACAUCAAGAUCCUCAACAUAGACGGGGCAACAACAUUCAACUGCAGCGCUGCCAGCGGAAACAAAACUCGGCUUGUUGAAUGGUUCAAGGACGGACAGCACCUGGAGACGAAGGACGAGGUGACGGUGAAGGCCGACCUCACGCUCGUGCUGGACCCCACCACCGAGGACCACGUCGGUCUCUACGAGUGUCGGGCUACGACGAACGAGGUGCUGCUGACGCAGGAAGCGAUCGUUCUCUCCUACAAGAAGAUGCCCAAGAGCGGCACGGCCAUCGAGGGCGACAAGCUUACCCUCACUU
This is a messenger RNA of Hyalella azteca, 502 nucleotides long. RefSeq lists its product as uncharacterized. The transcript has 5 exons. The annotation marks the transcript as partial. NCBI's taxonomy places the organism in Eukaryota, Metazoa, Arthropoda, Malacostraca, Amphipoda, Hyalellidae. The record is from RefSeq and is a predicted model, not a curated record.